Nylanderia fulva is the source of this 1376-nucleotide messenger RNA. NCBI's taxonomy places the organism in Eukaryota, Metazoa, Arthropoda, Insecta, Hymenoptera, Formicidae. The record is from RefSeq and is a predicted model, not a curated record.
CUGUGUGCCGGUUUUGUAUGCAGGUUAUAUAGCCUUGAAUUGCGCGGUACUAAUAUUAGUUUUGAUGAAAAUAUUUCAUUAUUUUUGGUAUUUUUAGCUUUUUACUUUAGCCAAACUAUGUUUUCUUUACUCAAAUUGAAACAUACUAAAACAUUAAUAGUUGUGAAAUCUACUAGUCUAAUUAAAAAGAAAAAAGAUUAUUUGAUAAAAUUAGACAAUGGAAACGAUGGGUUGGAAUAUUUCUUUGUAAAUCGGUUAUUUUCAGAUGAAAGACACACUCUUAUAGAAAUAAAAAAGAACAUAGAUACCAACUCACCAAAAAUUCUAAUAAAGGAUGUUAACAAAGGGUCAAGUGACCAAUGUGAAAAUAAUGAAACUACUGGUAAUGAGCCAAUUAAUAUAACAAAUAAUGACAAAUGUGCUUCCAAUGCAGACACAAUAAAUCAAUUUCAUAUUCAACAUGAGGAAUCAAAUACUAUAGUAAACUCAUAUUUAGAUUUGGAUGUGAAGUCCGAUUUUCACAAUGAUAAAUUACAGAGCAAUGUUAUAACUAAUGAAAAUUUACAAAGUCAUACAUUAGAUAAAACUAAAUCUUCUAAAACCUAUCCUCGAAUUAUAGAAGACAAGAAAUGCAAAAUAAAUAUGACUAUUUUAUCAAAAAGUAGUGACACAACAGCAAAUAGUUCAUGUAAUACAUCUAUUCUGGGGAAUUUGGAACUUUCUGAUGUAAAUCUUUCUGAUGUAAAUGUUUCUGAUAUGAAUGGAAUAGACAUAAAUAAUUUUGAAAAUUGUGGUACAAAUUUAAAUAAUAAUAAUGGAGAAGAAAUGAUUCACGAAGUACUAGCUGAAAAUAAAUCCACGUUUACAUCUAUCACUGAAAAUACUGAACUGGACAGCACUAUAGUACCAUUUUGUGAUUUAAACGGAGUUAAGAAUUCUUCUAUAAACAACGAUAUAAAUAACAAUGACAAUAAAUUAUAUUGCAGUAACUCACAAAUUGAAAAUGUCUCGCAAAAUACAGUUGAAGACGAAGCAUCAGAGAAUAAUUUGCCAAAGAAAAUUUUGCUAAAACAAAAAAAUGUAAAAAAACGCGCCAUAGAAAAUAUAAAUAAUUCAGAUGAAGAAUGUGCGCCAAAAAAGAAACGAUUCACACCUCCUUACGGAAAGACCAGAAGAAUACGUUGGACUUCUGAAGAAAAGCAAACAGCUUUAUUACUCUUCGAAACAAAUAUUAAUAAUUCUACUUUACCUUCGUUAAAGGAAAUAAUAUCCAAAACGCGCAAAAACAUUUUGAAAAAUCGACAGCCAGCAGCAAUAAAAACUUGGAUACACAAUCAAUUUCGCAAUAAAAUAUAAAUGUCAUUAAAUAAAAGAAA